Messenger RNA from Botrytis porri, 297 nucleotides. RefSeq lists its product as uncharacterized. The record is from RefSeq and is a predicted model, not a curated record. The coding region runs from base 1 to 297 and encodes 98 amino acids. The transcript has 2 exons. Lineage: Eukaryota; Fungi; Ascomycota; Leotiomycetes; Helotiales; Sclerotiniaceae.
AUGAAGAUCGCCGACGUCACAGCCCUAGCCCGGCUGCCCUCCACCGGCUUCGCUGCCUGCGGCACUACUUACUCAGGCAGUCAAGUCGAUGGUACACCACUCCAUGCUAUCGUGCUCGAUUUGGGUACCGACGCCGCCAAUGUCACUGCUACUUAUGCCGAUGGCUCCGACGUCCCCUCUACCAAGAAAUGGGUCACCCAGUCUGUCUACACUCAGCUUGAUGAUGGCAUCACACGUGCCAACUCGGUGCUUUCUUCUGCGAACAGCUCGGCCGUCCUACUCGAUUACCAGACCUAA